Anneissia japonica is the source of this 1648-nucleotide messenger RNA. RefSeq lists its product as uncharacterized. The coding region runs from base 1362 to 1646 and encodes 94 amino acids. The transcript has 4 exons. Lineage: Eukaryota; Metazoa; Echinodermata; Crinoidea; Comatulida; Comatulidae. The record is from RefSeq and is a predicted model, not a curated record.
AUUUGUAGUGCGCUGGUAUCCGUUAUGAGGGAAAUUAAGAAACAAAUAAAAGUGGGACUACCAACACAAAAGAGAAAAAAAGGGAGUGCCAUUCUCAGCAGCUUAGCUCAGUCGGCUAAUCUGGUGGUAGCCACUGUGUGUGCGCUGAACUGUGGGGAUCUCAUAGGUCCCCGGUUCAAUUCCCAUCGCUGCCUCACCUUGUGUUUCUACUAGACGGCUGAAAUACAAGUUACAAUAGCGGACCGUCUUUCGGAUGAGACGUUUUCCGUUGGUCCCAUGUGCAUUAUGGCCCAUGUGCACAUAAAGCCUCUUUUCCUGUCGACGUUAUCUCGAUCGUUGUUCAAACAAAAAUAACGAUUUACAGGAAAAGGGAUUGUUGCUACUUCAACGCCGACGUUAUGAAUAUCGGUAAACUUUAACGAAAAUGGGUAAAAUCGAUCGCAAAUUGACGCUAGAUAUCGUUAUCGUUAGCAAUCGUUGAAGUUGAAACGGGUUCAACUUUAACGACGAAAAACGUAAGAACUGGCCAAUCAAAUUAUCCAUUGAUGAUGUUAUUGAAACUUUUCUGUUUUUGCGCGCUAGGCCUGUGUGUGAUGUGCGGUGUGUUUGCUAGUACACGAAGCAAUUUUCGUCUCCUUGCUCUAAACUCAAACGUACGUACUUUUCUUUGAAAAUUGAUAGACAUAGGCCUAUUAUGGAUAUGUAAUAUAUUAUUAUGAUAAUUAACCUAACAGGUAGCCAUUCGAUUUUACUUAUUCCCACACUCCCGUUUAGUCUAGGUUAAGGCCAGCUAGCUAGCCUAGGCCUAUGCUGCUAGGCAUCUGGAAUGGAACGCAAGGCAACCACUCUUUUCCCUAUGGAAAGGAAGCUGUCAAGCGUAGUCAAGCGUAACUAUCUGAGCCUAGUUAGACAGACUCAAUUAUUAUAUAUCUCAUGGAUUAGGCCUAGUAAAAGUACACUGUAUUUCACAAAUUUAUAGAAUGAUAUGUCAUUUGUAUGUAAUAAUGUAGGCCUAGUUCUAGGCUAGGCCUAGUUCUCCAUUUUUGAUUUUUAUAUUUUGAUUUUUGAAGGCACUUCAUUAGCCUAGGCUUAGGUAGGUAGGUACAUUUAUUGAAAAUUAUUUAAUAUAUAUUGUUUAUCAUUAAAUUUUAGACAAAAGAUGGGCCAUAGUGAAAAAUCCCUUAUGGAAGUUGUGCAGAGAUUUGAAAUAUUGUAUGAAAGAAGGGCUGCCAACUACAAAAAUAAGAGAACUAUGAAAAAAAAUGCUCUAGAAAAAGUGGCGGACGAGUUGAACUACAUGAAGGUAAAAUGCAGGGGAUAGGCAGCCUGGAUGGGAGAUCUUGUGGAACGGGCAUAUAAAAAUGUGCGUACUCGCUUUUCGAGAUGCUGUGUGCAAGCAGUGGGAGGCCCUCCGGUGGCUAGUGCCUUACUACAAGGAACAAGUUGCAGCUGAUAUAUGCUCUUUGGAGGAAGAGGAAGAUAAUAAUCAGGAAGACUACUCCUUUGAUGAGGGUUCUGAGACACAGGCUACUACAAUUCUUAAAGCUAUAGAAAAUUCAUUCGAGGAUACUAAAAUUGAUAACGAUCAAGAUGGGGAGGACUUUAAAACUCCAGUACAAGCACAAGUUUCCCCACAAGAACAUUGAAG